Messenger RNA from Spirodela intermedia, 1221 nucleotides. The record is from the annotation of a GenBank genome assembly. Lineage: Eukaryota; Viridiplantae; Streptophyta; Magnoliopsida; Alismatales; Araceae.
AUGCUGGGAAGAAUGCCUCUCUCACCCUUGUCGACGGCAGAAUCUGUAAUAUGCCGGCCAUAUUACACCGUAAGGCUCUCUUCUUCUGACAUUUACUUAUUGUGUCACAGAUGCUCACUCUAUUUUUGGAAAGUGGGUAGCUCAUUCUCUUCGAUUUUUCUUUGGUGGAAUCUGCUCUCUGACCUUCGUGAAGGCUAGAAGUCGCCCAGAUGACCCAUUUGGUAGCUAUAGUUUGCUUAAUUGAUAAAAGAAUAUUAAUGGAAAGCACAAGGAGGCACAGGAUAGUGAUCUGAUCAAUUUAUGAGUAAUAUCAAUGGGAAGACAAUGGAUCCGAGGAGGCACACGAUUAUGUUUUGAUUAAUUUAUAAAGAAUAUGAACGAAUUCUGAUUUCAUUAAUGGCCCAGCAGCCUCUAGAACCCACCCACCUUCAUACCCAAGAACUCUCCAAAAAUCCUUGCAUUUAUAGUUAUUGAUUUGGAAUGCUCGAUGCAUAUUUCGUGAAAUAUUUUAGCAACAUCAUUGAAGUAAAUUUAUUAAUUUAUUAGUCGGAAAAUAUUAAUCAACAGUCAUACAGAUAUUCACAGAUGUGAUGAACUAGACGGAUUACUGCAUCGUUCUACUCACUGUAUAUUUCUACCUCUCAGCUGAAUACUCCUAACUCAUUGCCAAAUCUGGCAACGAGUAGACGACCCCAUGCACGCGGAGAGUGCAGCGUCUUUGGGAGGGAGGUGACCGCAAGUGGAAAGUGGCGGCUACACUCGGCCGACAAAACCCUAUCCGCCGCUGUCCUCGAGGACGGGGAGAAGACCAAGGCAUGGGAGGAGUGCAGGCGGCUGGUCUCCUCCUUUGAUUUCACCGUGGAGGAAGCUGACGCUAUGCUGGGGAAGGCCUUCGGGUGGGUCCACUCUCCUUACUGGGGAGAAGAGAGAGAAAGACAGGUCCCCAGCCACGAAGCCGUCGGUGAGACGUUGACCUACCUCAGAGAUCUGGGCCUCUCCGACGACGACCUCCGCAAGUUGCUGAAGAAGUUUCCCGAGGUUCUGGGGUGCGGCCUGGAUGAGGAGGUGAAAGUCAACGUCGGCCUGCUGAAGAGCAGCUGGGGGAUCAAAGGGAAGGCUCUGACGAAGCUGCUCGUGAGGAACCCUAAGGUCCUGGGUUACAACGUGGACUGCAAAGGGGACUGCAUCGCCCAGUGCACCCGCUGCUGGGCCCGGUUCUAG